This is a messenger RNA of Ambispora leptoticha, 591 nucleotides long. The record is from the annotation of a GenBank genome assembly. NCBI's taxonomy places the organism in Eukaryota, Fungi, Glomeromycota, Glomeromycetes, Archaeosporales, Ambisporaceae.
AUGACAAGUAACCAACCAUUAAUAACAACGAAGACGACAAACACACAACUGCCAACAAUUCCACAAGCACCAACAGCAAAUUUACACACAAUGCAACGCCCGGCCAUCCUUAAUCAGUUACCUCAAACAAGGCAACCACCGCAGAGUCUUGAAGAAUUGAUGAAAAAAUACGGUUCUGCACAAAAAACAACGCAAAAACUAAAUAAUGAGCUUAUUGAAAAGCAUCUUCACAUUAUUGCUACUACCAUUUCAACUCUUGCUUCAACUCUUGAAACAUAUGGUGAUCCGUACGAAGCAGUAAUUCAUGGGACAUUCGGCGCUGAACCAUCACCAACGUGGUCCAUCGCAUUCUCAAGUGUAGUCACGAUAAUACAAGAUUUUUUUGGCGAAGUCAUGAAUGGUGGUCGAGGAUUCGGUAGUCACAGCUACACUGGUCACAAUAUUGCCGCAGUGAUUCGUGUGAAAUGCGCUGAAAGAACGAAAAAACCGAGUAGUAUUGAGAAAUUGUUUAUACUUUCUUAUAAUCAGUUAGAGUCAUCGUCGGCAGUUUUUGAUAAUGUUUUUAUAAUUGAAUAUUUGUCAACUGGUUGA